GGUGUGAACUUGUAGUUGAGACUCCGACAGAGUCAGAGGACGAAGCUGCUGUGUUGAGGAUGAAGGCCGUCACCGCUCUCUGUCUCGCCUGGCUGCUGGUCGGCUCAGAGGGAGCUUUGACUUGCAAGGCCCACGUCAAGGUCAAGGACAAGGACCAGGUCCAGGACAAGGUCUGCGCAGAUAAGCAGCAGUGCGCAACGUUCACCGCUGACGAUUCUCCAGGCGAGACCAGGAAAAUGUGCUUGAACAAGACCAUCUGCGCCGCCAUGACCGACAAAUGGUUCAGCAUCCAAAGAGUGACCACCAGGAGCGUCAUUGUCAAGUGCUGUGACAAGGACAAGUGCAACGACAACGCUGUGGCUCCUCCAGCACCGUCGAAGACCCCGAAUGGCAUUUCCUGUCAAUUUUGCGACGUAGGGGCUAACGCACCCUGCUACAACGCCACGUGUGUCGGCGACCAAGAUCGCUGCUGGACUCGCAAAGAGGGUCAAAAGGAAAUCCCCAGCGGCUGCAUAACGUCCAACGCCUGCGGUCUGGACAGCGACGCCCGUGAUUUCCUGAAAUGGCAUCUGGCAGACCUCAAGGAUAUCAAGUGCUACAAUUCCGCCAUGUCUCUCAAGCUGAGCGUCGCGCUGAGCGUCUUCUGGCUCGGCGUCGGCGCCGCCGUCGUGUCCUGAGACCCACGAAUGAGACGCGUGAUUCCAAUAAA
Synchiropus splendidus (mandarinfish) is the source of this 709-nucleotide messenger RNA. RefSeq lists its product as uncharacterized. NCBI's taxonomy places the organism in Eukaryota, Metazoa, Chordata, Actinopteri, Syngnathiformes, Callionymidae. The record is from RefSeq and is a predicted model, not a curated record. The transcript is spliced from 5 exons. Bases 60 to 677 code for a protein of 205 amino acids.